AUGGGUAACGAGCCAUCCACCCUAUCGGGAACCGAAGAUGAUUUGUACCAAAAUAAUCCCACGCAUCCUCUCCACCGUAAAUCCACUGGAAAACAUCUGAUCGAUUCUGAUGAUGACGAAGCUGACGAACACGACCAUUCACGUGUUUCAUUACGAAGAAGGGGGGCAUCUGGUUCUCUGAAAGGAAGCGUUUUCGCUGCAGCUGCUACCGAUGGUCCUUCGUCUUCUAGCUUCGUAGAUCCUGUUUUGUCAGCUGCGGCUGCUGGAGCUGCUGCACGAAAGGCAAAACAAACGAGACGUAUGCAUUCAAAUCCAUUCCGACAACACUCAAAGGAUGUCAGCAACAACGAAUGGAGAAUGUCAUUGCAGCGGCUUGCAAAAACGGCGGCCUCAACAGCUACAAAUAUGGCACAUGUGACAGCCCCAAUGCUGGCCGAUGCUAGUUCCAUUGUGGUUGAGUCAGCCAAGGAGUUUGCUACUGAUGUCCAUGAUGAGUUUACCAAACCAAAAUACUUCGAAGCAGAAGACGGAGCCGAGUCUGUAAUCAUGUUUCCCUACAGUCCAGGUCGAUCUCUUUCGGGUAGAUCUUGGUACUCUCCGUUCGCUGGUCAUGAUCCGGAUCUUUCACCAACCACACCAAACACUGGCCAAAGCGAUAGCAUGGGACGAGUAAGACUCGAUCUGAAGGUUAAGAAUCGUGUACCACUGGCACCAAGUUUGAAGCCAACGCCUUCCACCGUCACCAGCGAGGAGUCUGUGCCUACACAGCAACAAGAAAGGGAGCCCAAGAGUAAAUCCAGACGGUCUGUUCAAAUUGUACAUUUCCCCGAGUUGGCCAAACUGCACAGCAAGGCAGCGUUACAAGGAGACGUAAAACGCGCUCUUCCAGAGGCGAUAUCAAACGAUGAAGUGAUCUCAGCUGUACAGGAAUCAAAAGUUUCGAGCACUAUCGACCAUCGGAAUGGGGGGAAAGCGAUUUCAAAGUCACACGAAAAAUCGGAUGAAAGGAAUGAAUUUAGACGUUCCAUAGAUAGUGGAGCUGUCACGGCGACGAGUCAAAAUUCAGCGAUACUUGCGGGUAAACCCUCAAAAGACUCGGAGGAUAUCACGUUUGUCGCACUCGCUGAUGCGGUUAAGGAUGACGAGUGCAAGCGUGCUGAGAAUCCUGCUAUCGAAAACACUAGCCCAGAGAUGCAUGAUGGUGCAAGGUUGGAAGAAAAAGAAGAGAUUGAGUUCGCUACAGUGAAUGGUGCAAAUAGGAAUGGCGAUUUGGAUUGUACUAAUGAUUUUCCUGGAGAAGAUAUAACCACAGAGAAAAAUGUUGGUACAAAGUCAAAAGUAUCAGAAGAAAUUGAAUUCAAUGCAGCUAUUGAGGAUUUUCCUGUUGAAGACAGAACCAGAGAGAAAAGUGUUGGUACAGAGUUCGAAGAAUCAGAAGAGAUUGAAUUCACUUUAGCUAGGGAUGACGAGUUGAAGCCUGCCAAGGAUUUUGCGUCGAAAAAAUUAGAUGAGACGGCGUUUACUUCUAUCAAUGGUGCAGUUAGGGAUAUCAACUCGAAUCAUGCUGAGGAUUCUGCUAAUGAAGGUACUAUUGCAAAGAUGCUUAUUGGAACAACAUCAGAAGCAUCUGGGGAGACCGCACCAAUAGCACUGAGUGAUACGGUGAAGGAGGAUAGGUUGAAGCAUGCUGAAGAUUCUGCAGCUGAAGAUCUCACUGAUGAAAAGAAAUCAUCUAGUGAGCCCGGAGGACAAAUUUAUAGCCACGCCAACCAGGUAGUGGAAGAAAGCAAUAGGGGAGAAUCGCCGUCUGCCGAUGAUAUCAAAGACCUAGAUAUUUUUGAUGAAUUCCAGCAGUUGGUAGAGUCGGCAGCAAAGGAAGGGGUUUUCUUUUCGCUCGAUAAUGAAGAUUCUAUGGCGGCUAUGGAUUUCGACGGUGUCAAUGCAGAGAUUGAACGGGAACUUGAAGAAUCUUCAGAUUCGCUUGAGAAAGAGCUUGAAGCGUUGAAGUCUCUUGAAAAAGUACCAGAAGAACCUGCUAGUAUAAUUCAGGAAGAAAAACUUGUCGAACCUGCGAAGUUGAAGAUUUUGACCACAACUGAGACAAAAUCAACUGAUGAAAACGCUGUCUUCGAAAUGAGUUUUAAAACCAAAAGAGAUGAUGAAGACUUUUCCCACAUCGUUAGAGAAGUACCAUCCAACGAUAGUGAUGUGUCGCAUAGUGAAGCGAAAAGCCCAUCGAAAAAGAAUUAUUAUCAAGACGUUUCCUCGCCAAUGAGAAAAUCUGGAGUUGAGCAAGAAUUACGAGACUUGCUUGCACGAGUCGAAAACGGCGAAGUGGUUGACGAGGAUAGGCUUUCUGAGCUGGACCUUUUUGAACGGUACCAAUCAGGCGAAAAGUUGACUGCUGACGAAAUGGAAGAUCUCGGUUCAAUUUUGAAAUCGACACAAAACCUCAACAGAAGCAAUUCUACGUCAAUUGAUGAGAAAAGCGACCACGGAGAGAAAUCUAAUUUGCCUUCUUUAUUUGAAACCAGUGACAAUGGUGAUCACAAAAUUAUCAAUCACCAUGUUGGUGAUGGCAACAAAAUUCCGAUAGGACAUCGAUCGGAAUCCGCAUACGACGCAAACAACCAUGCUUGCGAAAAUUUAAGAGCAAAUGAAACCGAAAAGUUCAUGACGGCAACAUCAUCAGACACAGAAAAUUCUUGGUUGUAUUGGUCCGUGGGACGAAAAGGAUCAGAAUCGAGUCAAAUAUCAACUGAAAGACUAACUUCGAUCCUGUCGGUUGCAGAUCCAGAAGCAAUCCCAGACAAAGGAAUAGAGGAAAGAUUUGGCUGGAGCACAAAUGAAGAGGUGUCGCAUGCUUACGAUGGGUGGCGUUAUUGGGCACAUGUAGGUGACGAUACAGGGGACGACCAUCAAAUUGAAUUGGAGGAAACAAACCUCCUACCCCAGGAUCCAACACCGAUACUGAGAAUUGGAAUUGAGACGAUCACUAAAACUUCGUCUCCUUUCGAUGGUCCUGCAUGGCUCUACUGGUCUCAUAUUGGUUUGCCAGCAGAAGUGGGGCAACCUGAACAUGAUGUUCACACCAGCAUGCCAAUACGUGACGCGGAAAGCAUAAAUGAUUUGAAGUGGCCAGAAAUAUUGGCUUCAAGUCCAAAGAGGGAGACGGUGACGAAUUCAGAAUCGGGAUGGCGUUACUGGGCUUUAUUAGAAAAGCCUGGGGAAAGUAUGCAUGGACUCUCCAAUCUGAAUGGAACAGGACCUCUGAGACAUACGACGAGGAAACCAUUAAUCAAAGGGGAGCAGUCGAACGAUGAUUCGGUCUCAGUAGCCCAGAAGGGGGGAGAAGGCGCUCCCCUAGAAGAGCUUCUUCCAUUGCCCAUCAGUGGCCCACAGAUCGAGGGCGCUCUGUGGUGCGAGGAUUCUGUCGCAGUAUUGCGGGCAGGUGAAGAAGAUGCUUCACAUGAAGAAAGUCUUCUCUUCUCUGUUAGCGAAGCACUAAACGAGAGGGAUCAGUCCAACGAGGAUUCGGUUCGAAUAAUGCAGAACGAAGAAGAUCAGACUCGAGUCGGAGAAAGUCUCUCUCUAACAGCGAACAGUGCUCCUUUCGAUACCAAAGCUGGAUGGAUGUUUUGGUCUAUGCUGGGUGAGGGAUCUAGUCAAAAUAUAGUUGAAGAAAACAAGUCAUUGUGGGAUUCCGAAAGCACAAUGGCUCCACAUGAACUUCAACUUGAGACAAAGAGGGCUGAGGAUGCCGAACAUGCAGACAAACCUGCAUGGCUUCAUUGGGCUCAACUUGAUGACGUCAAAGCCUCAGAAGCAAAGUCACCGUUUCAUUAUUCCAUCAGCAGAUCUGAGGUGCAAGAAGUGCCAUCUCCACCAAGUGUCGACCCUGCAUGGAUAUACUGGUCUACAGCGAGAGAAGAGAAGACCCAUAAAGCUGUAAAGGAUAGCAGGCCAUCAUGGGAAGUUGACCGGACAACGGCCCCAGACGAUGAUCAACUUGACAAGAAUCGAGCCACAGUGACGGCUGGGAAUGAAGACAAGCCUGAAUGGCUACAAUGGGCACACCUUGAUCAACCUCAAACCUCAGAUCCCGAACCAUCGGAGAGAGAAUCUGUUCAGGUAUCUGGACCGCAAUCAUUGAAGUCUCAACCGUUUGGUUCGACAGGGCCAAUUAUCAGUACUCCCGGAUGGCUGUACUGGUCUAAGCUCGAGAAACACCAAGCUAAAAAGGUUGUUGAAAGUAGAAGCUUGUCUUGGGACUUCUUAGUCGGGAACGCUCCUCAAGAGGUUCAGAUACAUAGACCAAGGACCGACGUGGUUGGGGAACAAACAAGCAAACCUGGCUGGCUCCAUUGGGCCCAAAUAGACCAACCGAAAGCUCCAGAUUCCAAGUUACCACAGCACAACCCUGGUUCUGUGACCGAAGGAAAAGCAACAGGAGAUGCCCCAAAUGAAAUGGCCUUGCGCGCUGACAAUCCUGGAUGGUUGUAUUGGUCUACAAUGGGACGGCAACAUAUUGAAAACAAGGACAAAACCCCCGAAUGUUCGACGGGCAUUCACGAUUCAACGGUUCCUAACGAGGUUCAUCUUCAGAAAAACAUGGCACAUGAGUCGGCAGAACGCAAAUGGCUAUUCUGGGCACAGAUCGGCGCCGCAGGAUCCAGAUUAUUGGAUAGUAACGCUUUACAAUCGGGUUUCAUCGGAAACCCACAUCGAGAAGAAAUCUUAUCUGAGUCAAAGCAGCAAGAUACUAGCAAACGGUCAAACGUGGCAGCUCAAGUCGAAGAUGUAGAAACCGACACAAGCAAGAUAGUCACCAGAGGGAUGAAAACAAGAAGCCAGGCAAAUAAGCACAGUGAUGCUGGAGAACCUCUGACGAUAGGAAACUCUCGAGUUGCAAGAGACCUGCACACUUCGUACAACCCUGUGAUUCUGAAGAUUGAAAGUCGUUCUGAGGAAGAAAGUGGCAACGGUGCGCAAGAGAACGAGAGAACACACGAUGCAUUUUCAGAUUUGGAGCACGGCGAAAUAUUAUCGACAAAUGUUUCUUAUUCAAGUGAAACAAUGCAAAAAGAAGGCGGCCCAACAGAUGGCAAGACAUCACGCCACCAAGAGGAAGAUCACGGGAGUAGUCACCCCCAGACUUCAAACGCUAAAACCGAAACAGAUGUCAAUGGCGACGAAGAUCUUUCAAAUCCAAGCCAAUCAAAUGUCGACGGAGAAAAUGUAGGUGACCAAGUCGAAAACAACGCCUCCUCGUCCCUGAAGGAAGCUGUCAGUAUCUUUAGAAGGAUAUCCGCUGAAAGUAGACACGCGAUUAAUAGCUUGAGGGAAAAGCGAACACCGGGACCGCUUACUGAUGAAAGCCAUAUUUUGCAAGAUGCACAACGUCUAUCCAAAGUCGCAAGUGAUCUUGCUGGUGAAGUUCUCCGCAAUGGCCAUGCUUGGCUUCUUCCGACAACGAACGAGUCCUUUGGAAAGACAACAGAUCUGACUUCUGUAAAAAAUGAAAAGUCGUCUAAGAGUCGUGGGGGUAUUGAUGCAGAUAUUGGAUUGCAAAGUGAACAAUCUUCAACAGAGUUCUCUGUUGAUUUGCUAAACAACUCAAAGCGGAUGCUAAAUGCAGUUGUUUCGAAACUUACUAUCAACGUUUCCAUCAAUGAAAAGCAAGAACGGAUAUCAUUGAAUAGGGCCAAGACAGUACUGCCUGACAGUAUCUUCAAAUACGAAAUCAGCGACAGAUCACCGACAACGCUAUCUUCAGUUGAAUCAGUGCCAAUAGAAGACAGCGCCAGAGACCUUGAUAAAGCAGAAUCAGAAAAUGAUAUCGCUUUCUCGUGGGACCUAAUGCCAACAAAGAGAGAAGUUCGAGUUGAGCAGCAUCAGCUCGAACUGUCGGUGGACAACUCGAUGGUGGGUUCGUCUUCUCGUGUCGACGGGGAAGUAUCGCUCCCUAUGCAAAAACCGAGAGCAGGCACAAAAACGAAAGCACUCGACAAUGCAAGCAACCACGGAAGUGUUGAUAGUGAAGUCUUGUCACCCAUGAUGUCGCCGAAAAGCCGGCGUUCCAAGAGACUUAGUCGAAACCUUGUCAAGUUGCAAAGUGAUGAAUUCGAUACUUUGAGUUGUCGGCUCGAAUUAGAGCUUGACUCAGCCGACUCUAGUGUUGUCGGAGGGCCAUCUAGUGUAACUGGGGUUAAGGGUUUUGACCAGAUGAACGAUCCCGAAAGCCUUGGUCUUGCUCUUGUGUCAUUUUCAUCAAUAGAUUCCAUUGAAUUUUUGAAUAAGAUUCCACGUGCACCAAGGAAAGAAGAAGAAAGCCGCUCUCCACUUUUCUGGGGGGUAUUGAUCGCAAAUUGGAAGCACUCUCAAAUAUGGAAAUCUAUGACAAGACGAUCGCUGUCACUCGACGAUGAUUGGCUCGAGAGAGAUAGUAUGUUUGAAGAGUGUGGAGGUAGCACCAGCUCCUCUUCGACUAUUCGGUUCCAAUUUCGAAACAAACAGGUUAACUUUUCUAGUUCGGGGCGUAAUAAGUUAAAGCCACCAGAUCCUCAAUUUGGAGAGGCAUCGACGCUGAUUUUGUCAGAGUAUCUUUGUGAUAUUGGUGCACAUCAGCUGGGUUUUGAAGAUCAGAAUGAAGAAUAUGUCAUACGACAUGCACUUGCUCAAAAUGAUGCUGCACCAACGGAUAUUAACAGUCUUCUCAAACUUGCGGAGUCGCACCUACAGAGCUUGGCGAAACUUUUGGGAGACAUUGUUGCCUUCGCGUCUCUUGAAACGAGCAGGUCUCGAAUCAAACACAGCAUUGGUUUGAAGCGUUAUACCGCAAUCCGCAAGAAGGCUGAUCGCAAGUAUGGAGGGGAUAUUUCCCAGGUCAAAGACAUCUUGCGUGCACAAGUUACUUUCCCUGAUGAAACAUCUUUGAUUUGCGGUCUACUUUGCCUCCAUCGACGAUGCAACAACACAUCAGAGUCGAAAGAGAUGCCUCAAUUCGAAAUUGUUCGACUGAAAAACUACUUCCGUACGAUCGAUGGAAGUGACCCGUCCUUGUCUCCGAUGCCAACUGGAUAUCGACAUGUUUUAAUCAAUAUCCGAAUCGCAGGGUUUUUGAUUGCUGGUAAGUUACAAACCGUUAUUGGGCCGUCUCGUGAAUCCAAUAUCCCAACUUUUGUUUUUCUAGAAUUGCAAUUUCAGCUUGCACAAAUAUUUGAAAUAAUGGGAACAGACGGCUACCUUUUGCAUUCAGAAUUUUCUUCAUCCUUUGGAGUCGGUAACUCUACUGUGGGUGGUUUGGAAGGAAAAUCGUCUGGCAGAAGUAUUGACGUAUUCGGUUUCGUAAAUAACAUUUUGCUAGUCGAUCACAUCAAAGAUUCAAAGCAAACAGCGAAAGAGGAGCAGCAAAUCAAAGUGCGACGUGUUGAAAAGAAAGGAGAGAUUGGUGCAAUCGCGGCUGCAGCUGCAAGGGAACGCAAUGGAAACAAUUUAAUCUCCAAGCCGGAGACCGAGCAAAAGAAAGCCGAUGAAGGCAUUGGAGCUGCUGCAGCAGCUGCUGCAAAAAAUACGGAACCAAAAGGUUCCAAAGCAAAUGCUACUCAAGGAGGCAUCGGUGCGUUAGCAGCUGCAGCUGCACAGGCACGCAAUGGAGGAAGUCAGAUGUCGACGAAGAAACAGGAGGAAAAUAAACCGGUGGGAGGAAUCGGAGCUGCAGCGGCUGUCGCAGCACGAAGAUCGAAGAUGAAGAAUUUCAAAGCUAUUUCGAAGGGAGGGGGCAUUGCGGUCAUCGCGGCUGCAGUCGCCGAGGAGCGAAAUGAAGGAAAGGCAUCCCCAAAAUCGGAGCAAGAUGGGCAGACAGUCGAUGCAGGCAUUGGAGCUGCGGCAGCCCGGAGCUCAAAAAUGAAUGAUUUUGAAGCUAACUCAAAGGAAAGCGGGAUUGGUGCUAUGGCGACUGCGGUUGCUGGGGAGCACAAUGGGGGAGAACUGACUAAGAAAAAGGAGGAAAAGAAACCGGUGGAAGGAAUCGGAGCUGCAGCGGCUGCAGCUGCGAGGGAACGCAAUGGAAACAAUUUAAUCUCCAAGCCGGAGACCGAGCAAAAGAAAGCCGAUGAAGGCAUUGGAGCUGCUGCAGCAGCUGCUGCAAAAAAUACGGAACCAAAAGGUUCCAAAGCAAAUGCUGCUCAAGGAGGCAUCGGUGCGUUAGCAGCUGCAGCUGCACAGGCACGCAAUGGAGGAAGUCAGAUGUCGACGAAGAAACAGGAGGAAAAUAAACCGGUGGGAGGAAUCGGAGCUGCAGCGGCUGCCGCAGCACGAAGAUCGAAGAUGAAGAAUUUCAAAGCUAUUUCGAAGGGAGGGGGCAUUGCGGUCAUCGCGGCUGCAGUCGCCGAGGAGCGAAAUGGAAGAAAUUCAACUCCAAAAUCGGAGGAAGAAAGGGAGAAAGUCGAUGUGGGCAUUGGAGCUGCAGCAGCUGCAGCUGCUGCAGCCCGGAGUUCAAAAAUGAAUGGUUCUAAUGCAAUCAUGGGCGGAGCAGGCAUCGCCACUAUUGCAGCUGCAGCAGCAAAGAAUCGCGCGAGUUAUGAUGGUGCAUCUGAAUCCAUUCUUGCAGAGAAGAACCUCUCACAAGCCAAUGCUUCAACGUCGUUCAAAAAUAGCAAAACCUCGGUGGUACUAAAUUAUGAUACAGUGGCGGCAACCAAGACGCGCGAAAUUGAUCUCAUCAAGGAAGCAAUCGAUGUCGGCAUCGAAGAAGCUACUUCUAACCCGAGGAAUCUUCCUGCGUUCUACUGUCUUUAUCUCUUACUUCGGCGGCUGGAGGAGAUCGAUCCAGACUACUUCUCUAUUCGACGAGACGGUAGUAGUGAAUACAGGCCGUCAAUGAGGAGUAUAAAGACGAUGCUUCUGACAAGAUCUCUUGCAAUCAGCAACCAAGCUUCUUCGCUUGGAAUGCUUGGAUGGCUGGAGUACGGGUCAAGCAAUGUUGUGGAAAGACAGUUAGGUCUUCCAAUCGAAAUGAUGCAGAGAUUGGCAUUCGACUUUGCAUCCAGUGGCGAUUGGAAAAAAGCGAGUGAUGUUCUCAGCUCUUGUGUGUUGCGAUGCCAGGAACAUUUGCCACUACACCACCCUACAACCUUGUGCGCCAUGAUAGAUCUGGCAGGGACCUAUACGAUGACUUCCAUGCAGUCAGAAGCAAAGGCUAUGAUCAAAACAGUGUCCGACAUUGUUGGCGAGUUCUUGGCCGAGUGCGAGGCUGCUUUUUUCGAAGACAUGAGCAAGCUUUUUUCAUUCGAACGUGAUAGAGAACAGAUUUUAUUUUUCGAAAGGAAGACAAAUGCUGUUUCGCUUUUGACUACAUUCGCAACAGAUUUCAACUCCCUCUUGUUUCGUGACUUCCUCGGCAUCAUGGAUCCCAAUCAUCAUGUCACACUUCUCAAUCAUUCGCUGGUUGCAAAUUCCUUUGCUGUUCUGGCCAGCUGCCUGGCGGCUUCACAGAGCAUUCCUACGACCGAAGCUGUGACGAGCGAGAGCAGCCUUCGCUAUUGGUCAUUAGCGUGUCUACAUUAUCAGCAUUCAUUGCGUGGAUGGACGAAGCUCCACAGCCUGUCUCAUCCAAACGCUACUUCUGCUGCCUUCUCUAUUGCCCGCUGCUUGCGAGAGCUUGGCAAAAUAGACGAGAGCAUCUGUAUUCUGGAGUCACUUCUUGAAUGUUUGCAACAUUCAUCCGAACGAGACGAUUUUGGCGACAACGAACUGGACAUUGAGCCAAAGGUGCUUGGAUCUGUCUCUUUUUUGCCUUCAAAAUCAGGUCUCCACAACGGGUCAGGAGUGUCUAUUCCUGAAUGUCGCAGAGAACAGACAAUUGUCCUUUGCUUGUGGACAUUGGCUGCAUUUGUGGUCCAACGAAACCCGGAUGAAGAAGCACGGGUGCACGCCCUCAAGUUAUUGCACCAGGCUUCAGAUAUUCUUAGAAACCUACUUUACCAUGCAGAUGAGAUGCACGGAAAUACACAAAGGGUGUGUUUGGAGCUAUACAACUGUGUGGAGGAGGAAGCUCGUGUGCUCUUCGAACCAGUACGUAUGGCACAAAUGCAAACGUCAGAAUUCAAGGAUCAUGUAAUGAUGGCCCAUCAAUCUUCUUUAACAUCAAUGCGACGCAAACGCUGGUUUCAACAGCAGUCCACAGCAAGCAUAUCGCAGCAGACGUAUCCUGUCCACCAAUUCAUUUAA
Molecule: messenger RNA, 10230 nt
Organism: Cylindrotheca closterium
Lineage: Eukaryota; Bacillariophyta; Bacillariophyceae; Bacillariales; Bacillariaceae
Source: the annotation of a GenBank genome assembly